Coregonus sp. 'balchen' is the source of this 2929-nucleotide messenger RNA. Lineage: Eukaryota; Metazoa; Chordata; Actinopteri; Salmoniformes; Salmonidae. The record is from the annotation of a GenBank genome assembly.
AUCGUAACUUCCUUUUAAAAUCCUGCCACUUGCGUUCCACCACGGAUAACACAUGGGCAAGAAAUAAUCAAGACAUCUAACAAUGCGAAUUGAAAAAUGUUACUUUUGCUCGGGACCUGUGUAUCCUGGGCACGGUACGAUGUUUGUGCGAAACGAUUGCAAGGUAUGAGUUUUUUGUUUGUUGAUGUCCUACUUUCUGAUUUGAUGGCUUCCAUGCUAAUAUGCUAGCUGUUUUGCUAACUUCCUACUGUAGCCAGCUUGUUUUGUCAGCUGGGAUGUUUUUUUUAAAAACGUCCGUAGCUAACAUAAAGAAGUUGGUGCCCAACUAUGCCAGAUAACCUUUUUGUUUUUCACCUCUUAGCUAUCUUUCAACGUUUCAGUGCAGUUUCAUAGCCAUGCAGGCUUGUUAUUGUUGCCGAGUGAAGUCUGUGUCUCCUGAGUGGCGCAGUGGUCUAAGGCACUGCAUCGCAGUGCUAACUGUGUCACUAGAGAUCCUGGUUCGAAUCCAGGCUCUGUCGCAGCCGGCCGCGACCGGGAGACUCAUGGGCGGCGCACAAUUGGCCCAGCGUCGUCCAGGGUAGGGGAGGGAAUGGCCGGCAGGGAUGUAGCUCAGUUGAUAGAGCAUGGCGUUUGCAACGCCAGGGUUGUGGGUUCGAUUCCCACAGGGGGCCAGUAUAAAAAAAAUAUAUAUAUAUGUAAGUCGCUCUGGAUAAGAGCGUCUGCUAAAUGACUAAAAUGUAAUGUAAAUGUUUCACGCUCAGCAGUGAAGGAGACAUUGACUUUGCUAAAGCUGUAGUGGUGUUUCCUGUACAUUGAGGGGGUCUCUCCAUGCCCAGCCAUAGGCAAGUUCUUGUUGCUGCUACCUUGUGUAUAAAUGAGGUAAUGACUAAUAUCUAUUCUCAGACGUUCAGGUUUUGUAAAUCAAAAUGUCUCAAAAACUUCAAGAAGAAGCGUAACCCAAGAAAGACCAGAUGGACCAAGGCUUUCAGGAAAGCGACUGGCAAAGAAUUGACAGUGGUGAGUUCCCACGUCCACCCAUGCAAGUUGUAGAAUGAUGUGAAAUAGAAUGUGAUAUGAUUGUUAAACAAUCAUAAACGAUUUGCCCUUGAGUCUCUUACUGAUUUAUUUCCAACACAGGAUAACUGCCUGGAGUUCGAGAAGCGCAGAAAUGUGGCCGUCAAAUACCAGAGGGAAUUGUGGAGCAAGACAGGUACUUGUUAUGGCUAAAGUCCAGGGGUGUAUUUAUUUGUUCAAACCGUAGCAAAACGUUUUGCAAUGAAAACUAUUGUCAGGGUUGUAUUCAGUACGUCUUGUAACGGAAACUGUUUACCAUUUUAAGAACCAAACAAAAGGAACGAAACGGGGAGGGACCUACCUGAAUUUGUCCAAUAGAAAUUCUAGUUUUCGUUGCACAUCGUUUCCCACUUGGAGUAAACCGUUUCUGUUACAAAACGUUUUGCAACAGAAUCGGUGUAAUGAAUACAUGGGCGGCAGGUAGCUUAGUGGUUAAGAGCGUAGUGCCAGUAACCGAAAGGUCGCUGGUUCUAAUCACCGAGCCGACUAGGUGAAAAAUCUGUCGAUGUGCCCUUGAGCAAGGCACUUAACCCUAAUUGCUCCUGUAAGUCGCUCUGAAUAAGAGCGUCUGCCAAAUGACUAAAAUGUAAAUGUAAAAUGUAAAUACACCCCUGAUGGGGUGCUUCUGUUUUGGCCCGUUUGGUCUUACUAAUUACACCCCUGCCCUCAUCUUUCAAUUGUUUUCAUACUCUAUUCAAGUCAAUUCUCACAUGACAGAUUGAGAUCAUGCCCUCUGCACAUUUAAAUGAUACAUGUUACUGUAUGUUCCAUGUUGGUGUGUAUGUUACUACUACAGCAUAACAUCAAGACAGCUGUAGCUAACUGCUAGGAUUUUGUUAAUAGCCUUGUUGAGCUGUUAAAUCCAACUCAUUUUGUUAUUUUCAGUGGAGGCGAUGAGGAAGGUGGAAGGAAUAAAACGGAAACGGCAGGCACAGUUCAUCUUCAACAGGUGAGCCCAAGCUUUUUCCCCACAGAUUAAAUUGUUGCUCACACUAGGAAAGCAUGGGCUUUCCAACUUUAUAAUGGUAAUAUUUGUAUUCUGUAAAAUCUGGUUGAGUGAGUUAAACUUGAAUUACACAGUCCCUGCUUCAUAACAUUACUAUGAGUCGUAGGAAAAUAACUAGGCUAACAGAAGGCCAGUUUUGCCAAGUAUUGGAGUCUGACAUGCCUUUAAGCACUGUUUUCAGAUUGAUUUAGCCAUAUUUCCUCUUCCUUUCUCGAUCAGACUGAAGAAGGGCAAGCAGUUGGAAAAGGAGGAAGCAAUCAGCGAAGUGAAGAAGAACAUUCACCUCAUCAAAGCCCCACAUGCAGGUGAGUUCACUGCUGUUAGGAUUUUACAUUGUUUAUUAUAUAUAUAUAUAUAUAUAUAUAAUUAAUUUGAGAAAUUAGGUGAUGGCAUUCAGUCCACUUUGAGUUUGUAUAAUGAUGGUAGAGCACGGCGCUUGUAACGCUAAGGUAGUGGGUUCGAUCCCCGGGACCACCCAUACACAAAAAAAAAAAUGUAUGCACGCAUGACUGUAAGUCGCUUUGGAUAAAAGCGUCUGCUAAAUGGCUUAUUAUUAUUAUUAUUAUUAUUAUUAUUAAAUAUAGAACUUUGCUAAUCAGUUUGUUUUCCAUGUGUAGGCAAAGCCAAGGUUAUGGAGGAGAAGAUGGUGCAGAAGUUACAAGAAGACGUGGACAUGGGUGACGAUUAGCAAGUCCUUAUUGGGGCUCUGCUGAAAUAGAGACCCACAAAACAACCGCUGGCUCUAUUAAUAACAUCCAUAGACUUUCCUUUACCAAACUCUGGACAACACAGUCUGGGAAGAAACAAGGCGUUAUAGCACUGCAACCCAAUGCAGUUGUGGAGUGCUAA